UGCCUACCGCUCACGGCAACCCAUUUUCUGCCGUAUCACGGAACCCAUCAGGCGCUAGUCCGUAGAAAGCCUUGAAUGCGCUCCCGAUCUUCUCCUGUUAUGCUCCCUCUAGUGCGCCUCGCAAGGCUACCUCCGAGUCUUCCGCUGGUAACGGGAUGACCGAGCAUGACAAGCGUCGGCGGCGGCAGCUUCGACAUGGCGGGUACCCGACCCCGAUGAACGCUCUUACCCAAGCCAUCGAUCGGAAAGCAGUCGCAUGGGGCUUCAACGUCGUCACAUUCUGCCCAUUGUUCGUCCACCCAUCGAUCGCAUCACACGCGAUGCACUAUCAAUUGGUUUGAGCCGCAGUGGACUUCUCUCCAUUGUCCUCCUCACGUGUCGGUGUUCAUCUUGCCGCGAUAUAAAGCCGGGGCGUCUGGCAUGCUGAGGCGCGUCGCUAUCCUCCUUCCCUCGCAGACACCAUGCCCAGCAACCACACCACUCGCCGGACGCGUUUAGGCCAUGUGCUCGAAGAGGAGGAGAUGAUCCUGCCGGCGCGUCGGGACGCGCAGUUCUGGCGACGCGAUGGUGAUGUUGUCAUUGAGGUGCAAGGCGUGUUAUUCAAUGUCAACCAGGAAAUACUGGUCCCAACGAACGAGGACGGCGACCUUCUACCGGACGUCUCAAAUCCAUUCACCCGCAAUCGGGUGCCGGCCCUCUUUGGGGCGAGAGGCACUCCUCGUGACCCGGUCCGGCUGUACUUUGUUGAGGUGCAGGAGAUGCGGGACUACCUGCGGAUUGCAUAUGCACCACGAGGGGCGAUCGUGCAGUUGCGCGGUGUGACUGUUCUGCAGCUCGUCAACGCCACUUCCAUUGCUCUCCAGCUCCAGCGACGCGACUUCACGGCAUAUGCCGUGGACGCCAUCGCCGAGCUACUUUCCCGCGACUCAGCCGACCGGCUGAGACACUGCACCGACGCAGAGUACAUGGCGCUGCUCCGUCUUCAUCGCCGACUGCCGAUGAAGGAUCUCGAGGAGGACUUUCCCUUUGAAGACGACGUUUCCCAGACCUUCGCCUGGCGUGUCUCGCGGCAGGAGCUCGACAUCAUGAAAGCGAUGGACUUUGGCGAGGAGCUGGGCCUGCGCAUAAUGCAGGGGCAGGUCUACUACGAAAUGCGCAAGCGGCUAGAUGCGCAGUGUCUCGGCGACGACGAGGAGGAAGACGACGACUUUUUCUCCUCCCGCAGGACGGCGCACAUCACCCCGAUCCACCGCGAGCGCCUCUUCGUCGGCUCGCUGUCGAUGAACAGCUUCUGGCUGCGCACGAUGGAGCACAUCCCCGCCCUGCCGGGCGUCGACUGGGGCGCCUGGUCCAACGCGUGGCAGGGCGCGUGCGUGCAGGUGUGUCUCGAGAAGGGCAGCGCGGACGUCUUGACGAAGCUGGAACACCUCCGGGUCGUGCUCAAGCAGAGGGUGCGUCCGACGAUCUGGAAGGCGGCCGAGGGUGUCGUGGUGGGCAUCAUCGACAGCUUCCGCUUGUCUCUACCCAGCCACUUCCUGGGUCCUGCGAACGAGGAGGAGGAGGCUCUGUUUUUCGAUUCGUCGGAUGAUGAAUCUUGGUCGUCGACAUCGUCAUCAGAGGAAGAGUCGGCUGGGGAGGAGGAGGACGACGACGAGUAUACCGUCCACGUCAGCUUCGAUGCAUCGGCCAGCCCUGCGAAGGACUACCAACCCUACGGGCUGGACGACUACGACGACGAGCUCUCGGAGGACGAGGAUGUCUUCAUGUCCAGCGGACGCAUCGACUCGGACAUCAUCAUGCCGGAUGUCGAUCUGCGCGGUGCGCAGGACGACUACGACGGCUUCUAUUGAAGCUUUGGUGUUCGGCUCAUUCUUAUGCAUAAGUUAUUGUACCUCACUGUCUCAUGCUGUGUAUCUCAUCCCCAUGUCUGUUGCAUUUUCCACUAGAUCCCGUCUGUACUUGUUGUCGUGUAUGUUUGUCCCGAAUCUGUUGAUGUCCCUGUUUACUUGUUUGUGCAUUGCAGUGAGAUGU
Mycena citricolor is the source of this 2031-nucleotide messenger RNA. The record is from the annotation of a GenBank genome assembly. NCBI's taxonomy places the organism in Eukaryota, Fungi, Basidiomycota, Agaricomycetes, Agaricales, Mycenaceae.